Messenger RNA from Fragaria vesca subsp. vesca, 922 nucleotides. RefSeq names its product HVA22-like protein i-like. The record is from RefSeq and is a predicted model, not a curated record. The coding region runs from base 302 to 811 and encodes 169 amino acids. The transcript has 7 exons. NCBI's taxonomy places the organism in Eukaryota, Viridiplantae, Streptophyta, Magnoliopsida, Rosales, Rosaceae.
GCACAUAUUAUAAAUAGAAUCCUAGUUAUAGAGAAUUAGGGGGAACAGAUUUGCCAAUUUCUUCCCAUCUCAAACUCCUCCUCCUCUGCGAAUUUGUCUCACAUUAUAUUCUUGCUUCCCUCUCUCCCUUUAUAACACUGUUCCUCCGUAGAGAAUCGGAGAUCAAAACCCAUUGCCCCAUUUCUUCUCAGGAAUCGCUUUUCUUGUUUGUUAUUUCAUUCCAUCGAGUGGGGCAUUCUAUCUGAGUUCGAUUCCGAUUCUUUCUUCUCAAGAGCAGAGGGUAUUGAAGACUUGAUCGAAGAUGUUGGGGAGCUUGCUUACCAGAUGUCUCAUUUUGUCUUUUGGGUAUGCAUACCCUGCAUUUGAGUGUUACAAAAUCGUGGAGAAGAACAGAGUUGAGAUUGAAGAACUCAGGUUUUGGUGUCAAUACUGGAUCAUUGUGGCAAUGCUUACAGUUCUUGAAAGGCUUGGAGAUGUAUUCGUUUCAUGGCUGCCCAUGUAUGGUGAGGCGAAGGUUGCCAUUUUCAUCUAUCUUUGGUAUCCAAAAACCAGGGGAACUGGGUACAUAUACAAGACCCUGUUGAGGCCAUAUGUAUCGAAGCACGAAAAAGACAUUGACGGGAAAAUAAUGGAGAUGAGAGCAAGGGUGUGGGAUCUCAUCGUUUUCUACUGGCAACACUUCGCCCAUUACGGCCAGACUGCUUUCUUCCAGUUCCUUGGCUACAUGGCUGCUCAAUCCUCCAAAAUGACCAAAGCCGCAGCCGAGCCUAUGAAUGAGCAGUCGAAUGGCGGCACAGGCAAAGAUGAGUAAUUGAUUGGUAGAGAGGAAUAGUUUCACACAAAAAUUGUACAGGUCCCUGAAAGUGGAUCAAGAACUGUGUCUCUGAAAAUCCAAAUACAUAUUCAAUUCAAAUUCAAAUUC